CCGCCCGCGGGGCGGGGGUGCCUGGGAGCCGCGGGGUGGGCGGGCAGCGGCAGCUUGCCGGGUGCAGCGUAGUCCUCAUCGCCCAGGUGCCCUGCCUCGGGCUCUGGUUCCUGCGGAUCGGGCUGUAGGAAGCGCCGCGCGGGUCGAAGUCCUAGUCUGGGUGGGCGUCGCUGCCAGGGCAUGCAAUGCCCGUCUCAAGACCCCUUUGCACCCUUGGGGGGGGGUCUCCGCUCAGGCCCGCGUGCAGCUUCCGGCGAGCAGCUGGGGCGGAGCUAGUGGGGGCGGGGCUCCGUGAUUGACACCUCUCUCCCCAGACUUCACGUUCUACGCUGGACCCCUCCCCUGUCCUGAACUGAGCCGACACCAUGCACGGGCGCCUGAAGGUGAAGACAUCGGAAGAGCAGGCGGAGGCCAAAAGGCUAGAGCGGGAGCAGAAGCUGAAGCUGUACCAGUCAGCCACCCAAGCCGUCUUCCAAAAGCGCCAGGCUGGUGAGCUGGAUGAAUCAGUGCUGGAACUGACGAGCCAGAUUCUGGGAGCCAAUCCUGAUUUUGCCACCCUCUGGAACUGCCGGCGCGAAGUGCUUCAGCACCUGGAGACCCAGAAGUCCCCCGAGGAGCUGGCCGCUCUGGUGAAAGCAGAACUGGGCUUCCUGGAAAGCUGCCUGCGGGUGAACCCCAAGUCCUAUGGUACCUGGCAUCACCGCUGCUGGCUGCUGAGCCGCCUGCCCGAGCCCAACUGGGCCCGGGAGCUGGAGCUGUGUGCCCGCUUCCUGGAGGUGGAUGAGCGGAACUUUCACUGCUGGGACUACCGGCGGUUUGUGGCUGCACAGGCGGCUGUGCCCCCCGCAGACGAGCUGGCCUUCACUGAUAGCCUCAUCACCCGAAACUUCUCCAACUACUCCUCCUGGCAUUACCGCUCCUGCCUCUUGCCCCAGCUGCACCCCCAGCCAGAUGCUGGACCACAGGGGCGCCUCCCGGAGGACGUGCUGCUCAAGGAGCUGGAGCUCGUGCAGAACGCCUUCUUCACCGACCCCAACGAUCAGAGCGCGUGGUUCUAUCACCGCUGGCUCCUGGGUCGAGCUGACCCCCAGGACGCUCUGCACUGCCUGCACGUGAGCCGGGACGAGGCCUGUCUGACUGUCUGCUUCUCUCGGCCCGUCCUAGUGGGCCCUGGGACAGAUACUUUGCUACUCAUGGCUGAUGAGUCACCUCUGAUGGUGGAAUGGAGAACCCCAGAUGGCAGGAACCAGCCCAGUCACGUCUGGCUCUGCGACCUGCCCACCGCCUCCCUCAACGACCAGUUGCCCCAACACACGUUUCGUGUCAUUUGGACAGCAGGCGGGGUCCACAAGGAGUGUGUGCUUUUAAAAGGUCGCCAGGAGGGAUGGUGCCGGGACUCAGCCACAGAUGAGCAGCUGUUCAGGUGUGAGCUGUCGGUGGACAAAUCCACAGUGCUGCAGUCCGAGCUCAAGUCCUGUAAGGAGCUGCAGGAGCUGGAGCCUGAGAAUAAAUGGUGCCUGCUCACCAUCAUCCUGCUGAUGCGGGCACUGGACCCCCUGCUGUACGAGAAGGAGACGCUGCAGUACUUCCAGACCCUCCAGGCCGUGGACCCAAUGAGGGCAGCGUAUCUGGAUGACCUGCGCAGCAAGUUCUUGCUGGAGAACAGUGUGCUCAAGAUGGAGUACGCGGAUGUGCGCGUGCUACACCUGGCCCACAAGGAAUUCCCAUGCCUCUUGGAAUUCCGGCAUCCUCCCGUGCUCCUCACCCUUGGCAGGCCCCAGAGCCCGAAGCCCAGAUAGUUUCCAGAGAUUCCUGAUAAGCUUUCCAGGCCCCACUCUUCCUGUUUCCAGUCCUUCCUGAUCCGUGUUCCGAAUGCAUCAGUUUCAAUGCAUCCCUGCAGCCUACCUGCACUCCCACCGAGGCCCUUCCCACACUCACACUCGCAUUCACACUCACCGGGCUGCUCCUGCGGUGUCUUUGUCCACCCCUGUCCUGUGUGCCUGCUGCUGUCCAGGCUGCCUCCUCCUGGCCGUGCCCCGUGGCCACUGCACGCCCAGCGCUCCCUCUCUGUCCCUGGUUGCAUGUGCUGCUGUGGGCUGUCCGGUUAGCUUCCCACCUGCUUCCCCCGGCACCUGGCAGGCACAAAGGGCAAGGCCUGCUAACAGUGACUGAGGACCCACUGGCAGGUCUCACUGGGUGUCUCC
Messenger RNA from Oryctolagus cuniculus (rabbit), 2204 nucleotides. The record is from RefSeq and is a predicted model, not a curated record. NCBI's taxonomy places the organism in Eukaryota, Metazoa, Chordata, Mammalia, Lagomorpha, Leporidae.